Molecule: messenger RNA, 1281 nt
Organism: Pimephales promelas (fathead minnow)
Lineage: Eukaryota; Metazoa; Chordata; Actinopteri; Cypriniformes; Leuciscidae
Product: THAP domain-containing protein 6
Source: RefSeq, a predicted model, not a curated record
UGAGAUUUCUCAACUGCAAUCGGGUGAAAGAGACAUAUUUAGCCGUCUAGCCCCAUAGACUCCCAUUCAUUUUGCAAUUGGAGGAUCGCCCCCAGUGGAACUAUGAUGAAACUACAACCAAAAUUUGCUACAAAAGGACUUCAUCGGAAGUGGCCAGGCUUUCCAAAGGGCUUUUUGCACUCAUGUUUGCUCGAAGAAAUCCGGCUGCCAUGUUUAACCGGUCGUAUUCAUAAGUCGUAUUCCUAGUUUCUUUCUGUAUGUUUCGUUAGUAGGGUUUCGUUGCGUGGCAGCAGAAGAUGCCAGAGCACUGUGCAGCAUUCUCCUGUUCUAAUCGGCGGACCAUCGGACCAAAUAGGGGCCGGGGGAUUACAUUUCACAAGUUUCCCAAGGACAAAGUUAUGAGGAAGAAGUGGGAAGUGGCUAUGAGGAGAAAAGGGUUCCAUGCAAGUAAUUCAUCCGUCCUUUGCUCUCAACAUUUUCAGCAGGGUGAUUUUGAUAGGACGGGUCAGACUGUCCGACUCCAAAAUAAUGUUAUUCCAUCCGUCUUCAGCUUCUCGGUUCACCCCAAAAGAUUGGAAAAGGUCAGGACUACGUCUACCUCCAGAAGAGCUGCAGAAAGCCAGUCCGUGGACUCUAAGGAUUCCCAGAAAAUAGCAACCUCAAGCCCAAAACCUCAGCCUAAUGAUGAUCAUCGCUAUGCCUUGCCUGUUUCUCUUACCGCUCUUAAGACCAAACUCAAUGAAGCCUUGGCAAGAGUGGAAAGUCUAGAGCGAGAGAAGAAGAAUUCCAAGGCCAGAGAAAAGAGGGCAAAAACUACAGUGAAUAGUAUUUUGGGGGAUUUGAGAGGAAAGAACCUCAUUAAUGACGAGCUCAAAGAGAAGCUUAAAUUAUACUCUGAUCUUCAGUUAGACCUCGUGGCAAAGCAAGGCCUCGUGUACACAGAAGACUACAGAGAGUUUGCGCUCACGCUCAAUCUACAUGGUCCAAAGGCAUACAAAUACCUCAGAGAGACUCUACAUUUACCCCUCCCACAUCCACACACAAUACAAAGGUGGCUACAUUCGGUGGAUUCCAAACCUGGCCUGAACAAGAUGAUGCUGUGUGAGUGUGAGAGUACGUGUGUGUGUGAGAGAGUGUGUGUGUGAGAAAGAAAGUGUGUGUGAGAGAGAGUUUGUGUGUCUGUUUGUGUUUAUUUAUGUGUCUGUUCGUGUGUGUGUGUGUGUGUGUCACAAAUCAUAAAUUGUUUCUUCAAACUUAUUAAAUUAUCUUAAUUUACUGCAA